Molecule: messenger RNA, 711 nt
Organism: Eutrema salsugineum
Lineage: Eukaryota; Viridiplantae; Streptophyta; Magnoliopsida; Brassicales; Brassicaceae
Product: non-specific lipid-transfer protein-like protein At2g13820
Exons: 3
Coding region: 22-582 (186 amino acids)
Biological process (GO): lipid transport
Molecular function (GO): lipid binding
Source: RefSeq, a predicted model, not a curated record
GAACAAAAAUAACUCAAAACUAUGGGGUAUACAAGUAUCUACGCUAUCACAUUUGUAGCCUUCGUGGCGGUUCUAUGUGGUGUAACAAAAGCACAGCCGAGCAGGUCAUGCGUGAGAACCCUGACCACCCUCGCUCCGUGCCUCAGCUACAUCACUGGAAACUCAACCAUUCCUUCACAGGCUUGCUGCUCUCAGCUCGACAUUGUCAUAAAAUCUUCGCCACGGUGCAUCUGUUCAGCCGUCAACAGUCCGAUCCCCAACAUCGGUCUAAACAUUAACCGCACACAGGCCUUGCAGCUCCCCAAUGCCUGUAACAUUCAGGCACCUCCCCUCACACAAUGCAACACGGCCACUGGGCCGACAGCACCUCCUCCCGUAGUUUCACCGGCGGAGGAGAACCCAGGUGUGGCACUAACCCCAACCUCAUCGCCGGAUGCUCGUUCAGGAGCCGAAGGUGGUUCCAAGACUAUUCCUUCCACUGGGGCUGACUCAGCCUCUGGGAGCGUCGACCGCAUGCCACCCCAUUUGCUUAUGUAUGCUAUAAUUGUGUCCUGGACCUCCUCUCUUCUUUAUCAGUACUAAGAGUUUAUGUAUUUGAGAAUUUGAUUUUCACCUACUAAUUCAUUCGUUUUGUUAUUAAGUUGUUGUACCAGAUUUAUGUGUGAGUCGUGCAUUCUAUUUAUUUUGCUAUUUUCCAUUGAAUGGGACCGA